CAAAAAGCGAAUCAAAUUUUUACAAUAUAUUACACCCAUAUAUAGAAUAUUCACUAAUAAUUAAUUACGAUUUAAACGAAUUAAACCUAAAGUCUGUCUUAAAUUCACAAAUAGUAGUGAUUUUAGUGUCAAAUGAAACGCAACGAAAUAUUUGAUACCAUUGUUAGUGACAAGAGUUUGGUUACAAUUGAAUUAAUUUGAGAAAAUAGUUGACAAAACUAAUAGUGAGUGAACAUUAGGGAAGUUCUUCGGGGAAUCAAACAAUGGAGACAAUAGAGUUCUCGAGUGAACAACACUCGGGUCUUCACGCCUCGGGUUUGAGUUCAACACAACUAAUAUCCGGCACCCGAUCCUCAGAAUAUCGGUCCGAAUUACGGACAACCGAAUACACCAAUCAAUCCAAUGGCCAACAAACGGGUCGCGUGUCUCCCGUCCUGUCAGAACUGGACGCCGCCGACUAUCAGGCGCUUAACUCAUCCAAUAUUAUGGACACAUCUAUCGACUCAACGCUCGACUACACGUCCAAAGAGAAACUACUCAAAAGAUAUGGCGAGAGUCGGUCUCAAGAGAGAAGUUCGUCGAGAACUUCACGUCGAGUCAAGUUAUACGAUGAGAACGAGAAGUUUGAUUACAAUCACUUCGCAAAGAUUCCGGCCUCAGCCGCCAAAUCUCCCGGAAUGAACCGUAAGGUUACGUACGAUCGCCGCUCGCCCUCACCGUCGCCCUUAGACCCGAGAACCCCGUCUCCGAUCCAUACAAUCAAUAUUCCGCCCAAAACUAUUGAGACUAAGGCUGUGCCACAAAUCAUAAUAGAAGAGGAUGGGAAACAUCACUGCAAAUACCACAGCCAUCACUUGGAUCACGAGUACUGUCCGCCACCAGUUAGGGGGCCCUGCGCUGCCUGUGGACAGUAUAUUGUUGGCAAGCUAUUGAAAGUGAUGGACGAAAUGUUUCAUCCGGAGUGCUUUCGGUGCACUAAUUGUUCGACUACUCUAAACAACGAGAACUAUAAGCCACACGAAAACAAACCAUAUUGUGUGCCCUGUUAUGAGAAGCUGUUUGGGCCGCCCUGUACUGUGUGCAAGAAGUCCACCCAAGAUAAUCGGUAUCACGUGUUGAACCGUAUUUGGCAUCCGGAGUGCUUCUGUUGUGUUGAGUGCACUAAACGGUUGACUCCCGACAACUUUGUGGAGAGAAUGGGCUCUCCUUAUUGUAAAGAUUGCUACCAUAAGCUGUAUUCGCCCAAAUGUUGCGCCUGUAAUCUUCCCAUUAAAGAUAAAGCGAUAAAUGCCCUUGGCAAAAUGUGGCACACAUAUUGCUUUAAGUGCACCACUUGUGGUAUUCCUCUCGAAGAGCGCAAUUUCUACGAGAAGAAUGGGAAACCUUAUUGCGAAAAGGAUUACCACAAUCUCUUUGACCCGAAAUGCGUUAAAUGUAAACUUCCCAUCACUGAUGGACGUGUGAUGACAAUCAAUGGUAAGCCAUGGCAUCCAGAAUGCUUCGUUUGCACGGUUUGUGUUAAGCCGUUAACACCGGAUAAUUAUAAGGAAUAUCAGGGAAAACCUUAUUGUGAGGACGACUAUCACAAACUAUUCUCUCCCAAAUGCGGCGCUUGUAAGACACCCAUCACUGAUGGUAAACAAAUAAAUGCAAUGGGAAAACAAUUUCACCCAAGAUGCUUCACGUGCACAAACUGUGCCAAACCUUUGGGACCAAACAAUUUCAUUGAAAAGAAUGGCAAACCCUAUUGUGAAGAUUGCAAUCAUAAACUAUUUUCACCCAAAUGUGCUGGGUGCACUCUUCCCAUCACUGAUGGAAUUCAAGUGAAGGCAAUGGGCAAACAGUGGCACCCGAUGUGCUUCACGUGUACAAACUGUGCCAAACCUCUCGGACCCAAUAAUUUCUUUGAAAAGAAUGGCAAACCUUAUUGUGAAGAUUGUAAUCACAAAUUAUUUUCCCCAAAAUGUGCUGGGUGCACUCUUCCCAUUAGAGAUGGUAAUGUACUAAAAGCAAUGGGCAAGAAUUGGCACCCUGGUUGCUUUAAAUGUACGGAAUGUGCGAUACCUCUCGGACCCAACAAUUUCUAUGAAAAGAAUGGCAAACCUUACUGUGAGAAUGACUUCCAUAAGCUAUUCUCACCAAAGUGUGCCGGAUGUAAGACACCCAUCACUGAUAAUGGCAAACCUUACUGUGAGAAUGACUUCCAUAAGCUAUUCUCACCAAAGUGUGCCGGAUGUAAGACACCCAUCACUGAUGGCAUUCAAGUGAACGCGAUGGGCAAGCCGUGGCACCCGCAGUGCUUCAAGUGUACCGAAUGUGCCAAACCUUUGGGACCAAACAAUUUCUUUGAGCGAAAUGGCAAACCGUAUUGCGAGGACGACUAUCACAAACUUUUCUCACCCAAAUGUGCCGGUUGUCGACUCCCUAUUAAAGACGGAAACAUACUCCGAGCGCAGGGCAAGGAUUGGCACCCGAACUGCUUUAAAUGCACUCAAUGUGCGAUUCCUCUCAAACCGGACAACUUUUACGAGAAGAACGGCAAACCCUAUUGCGAAGAC
Molecule: messenger RNA, 2558 nt
Organism: Medioppia subpectinata
Lineage: Eukaryota; Metazoa; Arthropoda; Arachnida; Sarcoptiformes; Oppiidae
Source: the annotation of a GenBank genome assembly